AGGCUGCAGCCUAUAGGGCAGCUCUUGUGAUGCUGCGCUGUGUGAGGAAUCAAAGCGCAGGCGUGGAGUCGGGAGGGAGCCUAUCUUGCGCAGACUGGGUAGCUUUACUGUACAUGGCCAUCGAUACCGCUGUGGAUGGAUGCAGCCGCUGGCGUGAAUCAGAAUGGCGAGGGCAGCAGCCGUGACGCGCCGAGUCCUCUCCGCUUGACACCAGGGGCACGCAUCUCUCCAGCACGUCGUCGGCGGGAUUCGCGUUUCUGAAUCAAAAGACGUCUUUUUUUUUUUUUUUUUUUUUUUUUGGAAUCGGGCCGAAUCCUCGCCUUGACAGCUCGCACCGAUGGUUUUCAUUUGACACAAAGCAGACGGGCGGCUUCUCCUAAAAUAAACAGCGAGGAAGGAAGAAAAGCGGGUCAUUAUGACCUUAGUAUCCGCCAGUAAAAGAAAACCACCGGAUUGCUUUUACGCGGCAGCGCUCUGCUUGCAUCUCUUGCUUUGGAUUUCGCGAUCCGUGUCCGGAGAGGAGCAGCAUCAGUUCAGCGUUGAGGGAUGGCUACAGAGGUACGGGUACCUUCCCCACACAGAACCGGGAAUGUCCGUCCUGCGCUCGGCCAAAACCAUGCAGUCCGCCAUUGCUGCCAUGCAGCGCAUCUACGGUCUCAAUGUCACAGGGACGCUGGAUGAGACAACCAAGGAUGAUAUCACUCUAAGGUGGAUGCAAAAGCCGCGCUGCGGAGUCCCGGAUAGGAUUAAAAGCGCCACGAGGUCACGGAGGAGGAGAUACGCCCUGACAGGGCAGAAGUGGCAGCGUACGCACAUCACCUACAGCAUAAAAAAUAUCACACCAAAGGUGGGCGCCCGGGAGACUCAUGAUGCCAUUCGGAGGGCGUUUGAUGUGUGGCAGGGUGUGACUCCCCUGCGCUUCGAGGCCGUUCCGUACAGCGCCCUGGAGACUGGCAGGCGUGACGUGGACAUCACCAUCAUCUUCGCUUCUGGCUUUCACGGUGACAGCUCGCCCUUCGAUGGGGAGGGCGGAUUCCUCGCCCAUGCCUAUUUUCCGGGCCCUGGCAUAGGAGGGGACACGCACUUUGACUCAGACGAGCCUUGGACCCUUGGAAACCCCAACCAUGAUGGCAAUGACCUCUUCUUGGUUGCGGUUCACGAGCUCGGGCACGCCCUCGGCCUGGAGCACUCAAACGACCCCACCGCCAUCAUGGCUCCCUUCUACCAGUACAUGGACACGGAGAACUUCAAACUACCUCAAGAUGACCUGCAGGGCAUCCAGAAAAUCUACGGACCACCGGAUAAAGCGCCGCAGCCCACCAGCCCUCCACCUACGGUUCCACCUCCUCGUUUCCACCUGCCCUCAGACCCCCGGAAACACGACCGCCAUGCCAGACCCCACCGCCCUCCGCAGGGGUCCAAGCCGUCCAACCCCAACUCCAAACCGAACAUCUGCGAUGGAGGCUUCAACACUCUGGCCAUCCUCCGACAGGAGCUUUUUGUCUUCAAGGACCAAUGGUUCUGGAGGGUACGGGACAAUUCAGUGGUCCCUGGCUACCCCAUGCCAAUCAAUCACUUCUGGCAAGGGUUGCCCCCCAAGAUUGAUGCAGUGUAUGAAAACAGCGAAGGAAAGUUUGUCUUUUUCAAAGGAAACCGUUUCUGGGUGUUCAAGGAUCGGCAUCUUCAGCCCUCCUACCCUCAGGACAUCUCUCUGUUCGGGAGCGGCAUGCCCACGCAGAGCAUCGAGACGGCCGUCUGGUGGGAAGAAGCCGCCAAGACCUACUUCUUCAAAGGAGACAGAUACUGGAGGUACAAUGAGGACAUGAGGACGAUGGACCCAGGUUACCCUAAACCCAUCACCAUCUGGAAGGGCAUCCCUGACUCUCCACAGGGGGCUUUUGUGGACAAGGCGAAUGGCUUCACCUACUUCUACAAGGGAAAGGAGUACUGGAAAUUUAACAACCAGCUGCUUCGCGUGGAGCCCGGCUACCCCAGGUCUAUUCUGAGAGACUUCAUGGGCUGCGACGGCCUCCCGGCCGACCCCGACUGGGGCUGGAAUCCACCGGCGGCGGACGAACGGCACUGUGACAACAACGACGUGGAUGUCGUCAUCAAACUGGACAGCGUAGGGGGUACGGAGAAGGCCGUGGCCAUCGCCAUUCCCUGCGUCCUGGCGCUGUGCAUGAUGGUCCUCCUCUACACCGUUUUCCAGUUCAGGAGGAAGAGCACACAGAGGCACAUACUGUACUGCAAGCGCUCCAUGCAGGAAUGGGUCUAAAGGGACUGUUACUGUAUAGAGACUGGUGUGGAGCUCUGAUAAAUGCCUAGUUUGUGGUUAAAGCCCUAGAAACUGAAGGACUGUAAAGAAGUACAGUGCUUGAGGUUUUGCCGUUUGGGCAGAUCUCAGAACAGCUGGAACAUGUAAAACGUGAGCUGCAAGGAAGGGAAACUAUCAGCUGACCUCGGUAGAAGACAGCGGCAGAGCUCCUUUGUCCUACUAAUGUGUAUGUAUCUGCUUUGAUUUUUCUUUGGAUCUCGAAAUGAACUCAGUUAAGUGGGACAGAAAUAAUCUACUGUAAGUGGGAUCUUUGUCCAUCCCCGUCUCUGCACGCCGCUUUAAAAGCCCCCGGCGCUAAACUUCAGAGGACAAAUUAGAUCUAGGCCUCUACUUUACUUAACGCAGUCGCCCUGGGUUGUGCUUUUUUUUUUCUUCCUCUUUUUUUUUUUUGGUCUAGUAUCCCUAUAUAACAUAAUUCACCUUGAGGAGAUACGAAUCCCAUACAUAAACCAAAUAUGACGUUUUCUUCCAAAGAGGAUUACAGCUUGAUGUUGUUUUCGAUCGGAUAUUCUUCCUCCAUGGAGCUAACGUUUUGGAUCACUCUCUGGUUUUCGUUCACCUUUACCGUUCACACCUACUCAUCUCUUCUCUGUAAGGACGAAAAGCCGGAGCAAAAGAAACUCAUGACUGUUGUGGCAGUCUGUCUCCACAACAGGAGCCAAAAUAAUAAAAAAAAAAACAAAACAAAAAAACAAAACCACUCUGCAAUAUUAAUGAGACUGCCUUAAUCACAGAUUGCUUCGAUCCUUUCUCCUUCUGUUCCGCCGGUGUGGAGGAUGGAUACCGAGUGACACAGCAAGCAGACAGAAGAUAUCGCUGAAGUCCUUCCUGCUGCCCAAAAUGCAACAUUAAACCAGUAGUUGAAGACGUUUCGGUUCGCAGAGAUCUUGUAAAUGUCAGCUGCCAAAGAUCAGCUUUCAUUCGCAGCCUCACAAGAAGGAGAAAGGGAAGAUUAUUUUGCGAAUGUGUCUGCUUGUACGUGUGAAAGAAUGAAUAAUCACCCUUAUUAUGUAAGUACUGAGCUCUGCUGUCAUUAAUCAUUUAUCUAUGUUGGUUUGUGUCGUUUGAAUCAGUUUGGCAACUUUUUCUCAAGUGUUUGGGUCAGAAGUAGGCAUGGGCCGGUUACCACUAUCAAAGUUUACCCGGUUUUAAAAUACCUUUUCUUCCAAAACAGCUAAAACUGUCCCUCCCGUCACUUCUACAAUUUAGAGAUCCUUUAAUGAGACGCUUGACAAAGUGCCCGAGUGGUCAGAGAAGUGCAGUCGUACCCUUCCUCAACGUGUUAACUGAAAGAGGUCUUCUAUAAUUUGCCUACUUGCAAACAUUUCUGUUCGCAAAAAAAA
Molecule: messenger RNA, 3681 nt
Organism: Fundulus heteroclitus (mummichog)
Lineage: Eukaryota; Metazoa; Chordata; Actinopteri; Cyprinodontiformes; Fundulidae
Gene: mmp16b
Product: matrix metallopeptidase 16b (membrane-inserted)
Exons: 11
Coding region: 416-2278 (620 amino acids)
Biological process (GO): skeletal system development; extracellular matrix organization; proteolysis
Cellular component (GO): extracellular matrix
Molecular function (GO): metalloendopeptidase activity; zinc ion binding
Source: RefSeq, a predicted model, not a curated record